AACAUAGUCUUCCUCAUGUAGUUUUAGUAGGUAUCGUAAACAUUGUCCUGUUAAAUGUGCUGUAUUUUAUGUAUAUUUUUAAAUUGCCUAAUACUUUUAUUUUAAUGCCCCUCUGCCUUCUUUGGCUAUAAUCAAUUAAGUGUGGAUUUAUAAAAGUGAUAUUACUCUCUUAGGUGUAUUGACUUUUGUUGAUAAUUAAGGGCUUGGUAUAGGUAAUGGUUUCUAGGUAAUACAAUGUUUUUGUUUCUUUUUGAGAUUCUAAUUUAAAACUUUUCUCCCUUUUCCUCCUUUUAAGCUCUCCCACAUCUCUCUCCCCUAAGUCCUUCAAAUCCAUGCCUUUUUUUCAUACUUAUUAUUGUAUGCAUAUAUACAAUUUCCUCUUUUUUUAAAUGUAGAUAUGCUAUGAUAGACCUGCAGUUUGAGUACAAAUAAGUUAGGUUAAAUUCAAUGAGCUUUGAUUCUAUGCCACAUACAUACAUAUAACCAGUAUAGUUAAUAUACUGGAACUUCUUAGCUUGCUGAAGUUGUUAACAGUGAUUUCAGUUGAAGUAUACUUGGCCAAAAAUAUGACAACUUUUUUUUAAAUUACAAAUUAGAGAUCUUUUACUAUUCUAAAAAAAUAACUUACCCCUUUUGUAUAGUGUAAAAAUGCCUGACUAAAAGACACACUAAAAGCUCUUGGACUUAAUACAGUAUGACUAUGUAAAAACUGCUGUCUGCAGUCUGCUUAGGUUUCUAAAGAUAAAUGCAUACAUGCAUCCAAUAUCAGACUUUGCCGCAAGGUUUCAUUUCCAUGCAGAAGCACGCAUACUCAUUUUUUUGGGACACUACAUGAAAAGCAUGCUUUCCAUCCCUGUAAUAGUUCCAAUAGCAAUUUAGAAUAGGAAAGUUUGGUUCUUAAAAGAAUAGUUGGGUGGAUUCUUAGGUUGCAGGUAUUUUCCUCGUGGUUUAAAAGAGCUUACUGUCUAAAAGGGAUACACUGAUACCGAAAGGAAGGAGUUAUCUGCAUCCUAGUUCCUAAAACCUGGCAAGCUGUCAGGGCUGGAAUUAGCUUUACAGAUGGCAUUUGGCAACAUGUCUACAUAUCUCUAAGCCCUCAUCUCUGGCGUUUUCUUCCACCUGCCUAUCAAUUACAAUAUCCAAUCACUGUUCAGGAAUGGAGAAGUGGGAUGAUCACAGCUCACACGAUGCUGUUUGGUUAGAAACGUCAGUGCUGCACAACCCACACGGCUGAGUCAGUGUCUGUGAGAAAAUGAGCUGAAUUAAUAUUUAGAGGGGGUUGAAUCUCUGAACAUUUAAAGCUUAAAUAUCUGCAACUGCAGGAUUACACAGUAGAGAGAGGAAAGCUAAAGGAAGUCUGUGGACAGGUGAGGUAGGAGGAGACUGGAAGAUUUUCUGACUGUUCAGAAGAAUCUUGAGGAUGAUGGAAAAACCAGAUGAACUAAAGUUUCCUAGUAAUGCCAAAGGAUGCUGACCUGGCUUUCAGUGCUGCAUUGUUUGAAAAAGCAGAGUCCCUUUAUACUCUGAUUUCAAAUUUUUUUUCUUGUUUUUGUGUGUCUACCCUGGCAUAUACUAAAGGAAGCACUGCCUCACGUGUUGCUAAGGGAGGAGUUGACCACACCAAAAUGAGUCUGCAUGGUGCUAGUGGGGGACAUGAGAGAUCAAGAGAUAGACGAAGGUCAAGUGACAGAUCACGAGAUUCAUCUCACGAGAGAGCAGAGUCUCAGCUCACUCCUUGUAUUCGAAAUGUGACUUCACCAACAAGGCAGCAUCAUAUUGAACGAGAAAAAGACCAUAGUUCAUCUCGUCCAAGCAGUCCUCGUCCUCAAAGAGCAUCCCCAAAUGGCUCCAUUAGUAGUGCUGGGAACAGCAGCAGGAACAGCAGCCAGUCAAGCUCAGAUGGAAGCUGUAAGGCGUCCGGGGAGAUGGUGUUUGUGUAUGAGAAUGCAAAAGAAGGGGCUCGCAGUGUGAGGACAUCUGAGCGAGUGACCCUGAUAGUGGAUAACACCAGAUUUGUUGUGGACCCGUCCAUUUUUACUGCACAGCCAAAUACAAUGUUGGGCAGGAUGUUUGGAUCUGGCCGGGAACAUAAUUUCACACGUCCCAAUGAGAAGGGAGAAUAUGAGGUGGCAGAGGGAAUUGGUUCUACUGUGUUUCGAGCUAUUUUGGAUUACUAUAAGACAGGAAUCAUCCGCUGUCCUGAUGGCAUCUCUAUUCCUGAACUGAGAGAAGCGUGCGAUUACCUUUGUAUCUCUUUUGAAUACAGCACAAUUAAAUGUAGAGAUCUCAGUGCCCUUAUGCAUGAGUUAUCAAAUGAUGGUGCUCGUAGACAAUUUGAAUUUUAUCUGGAAGAAAUGAUCCUCCCUCUUAUGGUAGCAAGUGCCCAGAGUGGAGAGCGAGAGUGCCAUAUUGUAGUGCUUACAGAUGAUGAUGUAGUUGAUUGGGAUGAGGAGUAUCCACCUCAGAUGGGAGAGGAAUAUUCACAGAUUAUUUAUAGCACAAAAUUAUAUAGAUUUUUCAAGUACAUUGAAAACAGAGAUGUGGCCAAAUCAGUUUUGAAGGAGAGGGGUCUUAAGAAGAUUAGAUUGGGAAUAGAAGGCUACCCUACCUACAAAGAAAAAGUAAAGAAAAGGCCAGGGGGCCGUCCAGAAGUCAUUUACAACUAUGUCCAAAGACCCUUCAUUCGAAUGUCCUGGGAGAAGGAGGAAGGAAAGAGCCGGCACGUAGACUUCCAGUGUGUAAAGAGCAAAUCUAUCACCAACCUGGCAGCAGCUGCUGCAGACAUUCCCCAGGACCAGCUGGUAGUCAUGCACCCCACUCCCCAGGUGGAUGAGCUGGAUAGCCUUCCCAGCCACCCUGCCUCAGGCAACAAUGACCUCGAUCCUGACGCACAGAAUCCAAUGCUGUGAUGCUGAUGUUCCUGAAACCAUAGCAUGCUACUCUCCACAGUGACGUCGUACUCCUCAUUCUGCACUGCGAAGCCACUUUUCUUCAUUGUGAGAUGCACACGUUUAGGAUACUGCAGUGUAGGCUUUUUUAAAGACCAAAGGUAGCUGAAUGGUUUUUUAACGAGUACAACUUUAGCAUCCUGGUUCCAGUUCUAUAAAUGUAUUUGUUUACCAGUAGGUUUGUGAAAUUGGUUCUUUGUAUGGGGACAGUCCUUUUUCACACAUCCAGAAGUGGGAAUUUGGCAGCUGGGGUACUUUCAGUGUAGAUUGACCCUCAUGCCCCAGGUAAGAUGCAGAAUAUUACAGAGUUGCACUUUAUAGAUGGUGGUUAAAUGGAGCUGCUGAAGCCAUUUUAGAGCUGUGAUGCACAGCAUAACGUAAGUGCUUCUACCAGAGUACUCCUCAGCACAGUAUGUAUAGUUGGCCCACAACAAGCAAAAACAUAUUUAUCUUGGGUUUAUUUAAACAAUUAGGAUGAACUUUGAUGCUUAUAGUGUUGGUUCACUCAUCUCCAGAGCCCUGCAGUCCUUUUAGAGUGAGUCACAUGCAGGGAGGGUGAACGUCAAGAGGUGGUUUACUGUCCAGUCUGCCUUAUCCUUAAUCCGUUCAUAUAUUUAUUUACUAAUGCUUUUUUUCUUAAGAGUUAUGGGAUAGGAAAAUGAACUGUUUGCUCUUCAUUUACUAAAUGAUUGUAAACUCGAGUUUUUCAUCAAAAUAAAAUUUCAUUGUUUUAA
Rattus norvegicus (Norway rat) is the source of this 3682-nucleotide messenger RNA. RefSeq names its product BTB domain containing 10 (gene Btbd10). Lineage: Eukaryota; Metazoa; Chordata; Mammalia; Rodentia; Muridae. The record is from RefSeq and is a predicted model, not a curated record. Gene Ontology annotation, cellular component: cytoplasm.